Molecule: messenger RNA, 2076 nt
Organism: Saccharomyces eubayanus
Lineage: Eukaryota; Fungi; Ascomycota; Saccharomycetes; Saccharomycetales; Saccharomycetaceae
Gene: NCP1
Product: NADPH--hemoprotein reductase
Exons: 1
Coding region: 1-2076 (691 amino acids)
Cellular component (GO): cytosol
Molecular function (GO): NADPH-hemoprotein reductase activity; FMN binding; flavin adenine dinucleotide binding
Source: RefSeq, a predicted model, not a curated record
AUGCCAUUUGGAAUAGAUAACACUGACUUCACCGUUCUGGCGGGGCUUGUGCUCGCUGUGCUGCUAUAUGUAAAGAGAAACUCGAUCAAGGAGCUGCUGAUGGCCGAUGAUGGUGCGAUUACCGCUGUCAGCACGGGCAACAGGGAUAUCGCCCAAGUGGUCACUGAGAACAACAAGAACUAUCUGGUGUUGUAUGCGUCGCAGACCGGGACCGCUGAAGACUACGCCAAGAAGUUUUCCAAGGAGUUGGUGGCCAAGUUCAACCUCAACGUCAUGUGCGCGGACGUUGAAAACUACGAUUUCGAAUCGUUGAAUGACGUGCCUGUCAUCGUCUCCAUCUUCAUCUCCACGUAUGGUGAGGGUGACUUUCCUGAUGGGGCCGUCAACUUCGAGGACUUCAUCUGCAAUGCGGAUGCCGGUGCUCUGUCGAAUUUGAAGUACAACAUGUUCGGUCUGGGCAACUCCACAUACGAGUUCUUUAACGGCGCUGCCAAGAAGGCUGAGAAGAACCUUUUGGCUGCUGGUGCCACCAGGCUGGGCAAGCUCGGUGAAGCUGACGACGGUGCCGGGACCACCGACGAGGACUACAUGGCUUGGAAGGACUCUAUUCUAGAGCUCUUGAAGGACAACCUGCAUCUGGACGAACAAGAGGCCAAGUUUACGUCGCAGUUCCAGUACUCCGUCCUGGACGAAGUGUCCGAUGCCGUAGCGCUUGGUGAACCCUCUUCGCACUAUUUGCCCUCGCAUGAGUUGAACCGCAAUGCGGACGGGAUCCAGCUGGGUCCUUUCGACUUGUCUCAACCUUUCAUCGCCCCCAUCGUCAAAUCCCACGAAUUGUUCGCUUCCAAUGACCGUAACUGCAUCCACUCCGAGUUUGACUUGUCCGGCUCCAACAUCAAGUACUCCACCGGUGACCAUCUUGCCAUUUGGCCCUCCAAUGCAGUGGAGAAGGUCCAGCAAUUUUUGUCCAUCUUCAACUUGGACUCGGAGACCAUUUUUGAUUUGAAACCCUUGGACCCCACCGUGAAAGUGCCCUUCCCCACCCCAACCACCGUUGGCGCUGCCAUCAAACACUAUUUGCAAAUCACUGGCCCUGUGUCCAGACAAAUGUUCUCUUCUUUGAUACAGUUCGCCCCCAACGCCGAUAUCAAGGACAAAUUGACCCUGCUGUCAAAGGACAAGGAUCAAUUUGCCGUCGAGAUCACUUCCAAGUAUUUCAACAUUGCCGACGCAUUGCAUUAUUUAUCCGACGGCAUCAAGUGGGACACUGUCCCCGUGCAGUUCUUGCUCGAAUCCAUUCCUCAUAUGACUCCUCGUUACUACUCCAUUUCCUCCUCUUCCCUAUCUGAAAAGCAAACCGUUCACGUUACCUCCAUUGUGGAAAACUUCCCCAACCCGGAAUUGCCCAAUGCUGCCCCAGUUGUUGGUGUCACCACAAAUUUGUUAAGAAACAUUCAAUUGGCUCAAAACAACGUUAACAUCGAUGACACUAACUUGCCUGUUCAUUACGAUCUAAACGGCCCACGUAACCUCUUCGAUAAUUACAAAUUGCCCGUUCAUGUUCGUCGUUCCACUUUCAGACUGCCUUCUAACCCCUCCACCCCAGUGAUCAUGAUCGGUCCAGGUACCGGUGUAGCCCCCUUCCGUGGGUUUAUUAGAGAACGUGUCGCAUUCAUGGAAUCGCAAAAGAAGGGCGGCAACAACGUCUCCUUGGGUAAGCAUCUAUUAUUCUACGGGUCCCGUGAUACCGAUGACUUUCUAUAUCAAGAAGAAUGGCCAGAAUACGCCAAGAAAUUGGACGGCUCAUUUGAAAUGGUGGUGGCUCACUCCAGAUUACCAAACUCCAAAAAAGUUUACGUUCAGGAUAAAUUAAAGGAUUACGAAAACCAAGUCUUUGAAAUGAUUAAUAAUGGUGCCUUCAUCUACGUUUGUGGUGAUGCCAAGGGUAUGGCCAAGGGUGUGUUAAAUGCUCUGAUCGGAAUCUUAUCCCGUGGUAAAGCCAUUUCCAGCGAAGAUGCUGCGGAAUUGAUCAAGAUGCUCAAGACUUCCGGUAAAUACCAAGAAGAUGUUUGGUAA